This is a messenger RNA of Kalmanozyma brasiliensis GHG001, 1014 nucleotides long. RefSeq names its product Frag1/DRAM/Sfk1. The record is from RefSeq and is a predicted model, not a curated record. The transcript has a single exon. Gene Ontology annotation, cellular component: plasma membrane. Bases 1 to 1014 code for a protein of 337 amino acids. NCBI's taxonomy places the organism in Eukaryota, Fungi, Basidiomycota, Ustilaginomycetes, Ustilaginales.
AUGAAGAUCGGUUUCUUUGGCCUGUUCUACAUCCUGCCCGUCCUGACGUUCGCCUCAUGGACCACGGCGAUUGUCGGCCUGCUCGCCCUCUGGGCACGCGACAUGUUCCGCCGCUACGAAGGCGAAGAGGCCUCGGUGGUCUUCAUCUCGGACGUCGGGGCAGCUCAUCGCACGUUCUUCAUCAUCUUCUGCGCCCUCACCGCCUUCUUCUACAUCAGCACCACCUUCGCCGAGCGUGCGCUGCGUCACUCGCGUCGCAUCCCGGGGUCCAUUCGCAAGAAGCAGACGGUGCUCGAUAUAUGCAGUGUGGUCUGCGCCAUCAUUGGAUCUGCGGCGCUGGUGCUGCUGUCCGUGUUUGAUGCAUUCAACCACUCGAGGGUGCACUGGAGUAUGACGUUGAUCUUUGUCGUCUUUGUCGGAUUGAGCGUGCUGUUCCAGGUGCUGCAGGUGUUUUCGCUCGCGCACGACUACAACCGUUUGAAGACGCUCAAGAUCAUUGCAGUGAUCAAGAUCCUCAUCUGGUCGCUGGCCAUUGCGGGGGCGGUAGCCUUCAUCAUCCUGUACGGCAUUUGCCGGGGCAACGUCAACCCAGGCGAUGGGCGAUGCGAUCGCGUCGUCUCCGCCGCCGCCGUCUGCGAAUGGGCCAUCGCUUUCCUGUUGGACAUCUUCUUCCUCACCUACCUGGUCGACCUCUUCCCGGCGCACAAGCACGCCAAGUUGGGUCUUUCUGAGGAUGGACGUGUGGUGGAGAACAAGCAGCUCGCCAAGGAACAGGGCGUUGACGACCGACCCACCGCCAGCUACGCCAUCGAUGGUGUGCACAACAACAACACCUACUACCCCUCCGAGGCGGCUCAGCAGAUGCACAGCCAGCACGGUGUGCACCCUGCUCCCGCCGGUGGCAGCCCCACAGGUGCGAACUCGGGUCUGCCCAGCGAAAGGGGCAGUCUCUACCAGACGCCCAUGACCGAGGCUCGACCCGUGUCCAACGGCGACUACUACCGCCCUCAAUGA